GUCUUUUCAGCACCAUUCACUGACAAUCCAACCGAGCGGAGAGAGGCAAGACAGGCGAAACUGAGUUCUCUGCAGCCUACUGUGGAUUUUUUAUUUUUUGUUUUUUGUCACAUCAAAACAAAUAAAUGCAACUUUUUUUUUUCCAGUGAAGGAAAUAACAAAUCCUGAUUUCAAACCACCUGCUGAAAGUAAGAAUUUAGAUUUACUGCUCUAUUUUUUUUUCCAAACAGGACCAUGUGGUUGGUGGAUGUAUGAUCUUAUAAUUUUUCACUGCGGAUUCUGAUUCGGUUUUUCCACUGUAAACUUAGUUUGGUCUUUUUUUUUAUUAGACUUUGGAAGUGCUGAAAUGUCCGCAGCCACUUGAAUUAAUGUUUUUUUGUUGAGAAAAGUUUAUCUGAUUAUUCUACGGGAGACUUCAAACGUUAAGCCUGUCAUUUAUUCUUGCUUUAGUACGUGGAUUUUGUGUAUUCAGUCGGGAUGCUGACUGUUGUAGUUGGACUGCUGUGCCUGUUCAGCGGGCACACGGUGCGAACCCAGGAUGCCACAGGUAGCCGCUUCGUUUGUAACGCCAUCCCCCCGGGCGCGGAGCCGGGCUGCGGGUACGUUUCCACGGGGAACCGUGUCCAGAGCAGCAGCCCCGUGGAGGACGAGCUGCGUAACACGAUCAUCCAGCUCCGGGAGACCAUCCUGCAGCAGAAGGAGACCAUCGUGAGCCAGCAGGGAACCAUCAAGGAGCUCAACUCCAAGCUGGCGCGCUGCGAGGCGGCAGCCGACGCGUCGUCGCAGGGCAAGUCCCGGGGUCAGGGCUCCAGACGGAAGGAGUACGGCAAGAACACCAUGGGGGACCUGCCCCGGGACCCAAGCGAGACCAUAGACCAGCUGGGCAAGACCAUGCAGAGUCUCAAGGGUCGGCUGGAGAACUUGGAGCAGCAGAGUCUGCGUCUCCCCAGCACCAACGUGUCAGCUGGAGGUGUCUCUGCCCUGACUCCCCUGCCACCAGAGCUGCGGGAGCUGCUGCGGCAGCGUCUGGGGGCGCUGGAGACCCAGCUCCUCCGGAAGGUGGCCGAGCUGGAGGAGGAGAAGAGCCAGCUCUACAAUGAAACAGCGGCCCACCGCCAACGCACCGAGAGCGCUCUCAAUUCCCUCCUGGAGAGGAUCACAGAGCUUGAGAAAAGUAAUAAUGCCUUCAAGUCACCUGAGGAUUUCAAGGUGUCCCUCCCUCUUCGUACUAACUACCUGUAUGGCCGCAUCAAGAAGAGUCUCCCAGAAAUGUAUGCCUUCACCGUGUGCAUGUGGCUCAAGUCCAGCGCCAGUCCCGGCAUAGGGACCCCAUUCUCUUAUGGCGUGCCAGGCCAGGCCAACGAGAUCGUCCUCAUUGAAUGGGGGAACAACCCCAUUGAGCUACUAGUUAAUGAUAAGGUGGCCCAGCUCCCCCUGUCAGUGAGUGACGGGCGCUGGCAUCACAUCUGCAUCACCUGGACAACCAGAGACGGUUUCUGGGAGGCGUACCAGGAUGGCGAGCGUCUAGGCACCGGUGACAACCUGGCCCCCUGGCACCCAAUUAAACCUGGAGGGGUGAUCAUCCUGGGCCAGGAGCAGGAUGUAGUCGGAGGCCGUUUUGAUGCCACCCAGGCCUUCGUGGGUGAGCUGAGCCAGUUUAACAUGUGGGACCGAGUACUGCGUCCUGUGGACAUCAUGGGCCUGGCCAACUGCUCGGCCUACAUGCCCGGCAACGUGGUUCCUUGGAUCGACGCCAACGUGGAAGUGUUCGGCGGCGCGAGUAAAGCUGCUCUGGAGAUCUGCGAGGACCGUGCUUUUGAUUCCUAAAGGAUCUAAUGUGAGGGAUCCAAUAUGGCCGCUGGGAUUCGAGAAGCUUUGUAUUCAGACUGUUAGCUGCUUCUGUCAAAUCCCAAAGGAAAGGGUAUCGGUGCAACAUUUUUACAUGUUUAUAUGGUCUGACUGCAUAGUCUCAAAGACUGAGUGUUUAUUGGGCUCAUAUGUUGACAUGUCCAAUCCAGCUGAACCUUAAAGACAAUACAGGAGACGUCAAAUUAGUCUGCUCAUUUGAGGAUGCUGUUGCAUCAGUCAACUCUAAUGAUACAACCUGCUGCCACUCUGUGUUUUCUCUUCAGUAGAUCAGCUUUCAUUUGACUCCUCUUUGAAAACAGCUCUUUUUGGUUGCAAUCCUCACACUGACAAUGCUGCACUAUAUCCGUAGUGAACGUGAGCUCAAACAGGCUUUGAUGUGCAAUGGAACGCUAUUCCUGAGUUACACAGGUAGAGCGCUACACACUGCAAGCUUCCUCUUUGUUUGAAGAGCAGCGAGGUGCGGUAAAAUGAGGUGGAUGCUCGUGAGUUCAAAGUGGACAAGAACAUCAACCUCAUUGUUGAUUAUUUAAAGACAUCCUAACAUGGCAUCAAAAUUUCAUGCAUGAGCCAGAGUGCUGAAUGGAAAUCCACUUCAGAAGUGACAGUGCAUGCUUUCUGUCAAUACACAGAGUGUGUGUGAGUGGUGCAUCCAAACAAGCCAAUGCUGGCAACAUUACAUAAGAGUGUGUGUGUGUGUGUGUGUGUGUGUAUGUUCAUGCGCGUAUGGCUUGUCUUGCGUGUAAAAAGAUCAGAGAUUAUGAGGGAGGGAGGACAUUUUCAUUCUUGUAAAUCUAUGCUUAAUACCUCUCUGCCCCUUGAGCAGCUGCCAUAUCCCAAACAGCUUUAUGGAUGGGCUGGCUCUGCUCAGGUUAAUAGCGAUGUCGGACAGCUGCCCAGGACUGGCGUAUCCACAGAGCUGUGGAUGCCAGCUGAGAGCCCAGUGAGGGCAGGGGACUGGGCCUUGACCUUCAAGGACAAUCCUUAAUUCCUCAUCUGGGUAGUAAUUAUCUGUGUUUAUGAAUGAGUUUGGCAGCAAGCAGCCACUGGUCCACCAGUGUUUCUCUGGGCUAAGUGUGUCAUAAUCGAUAAAACAUUGAGAUUUAGAGGGGAUGUCAAAUGAGAUGACAUUAUGAAUGUCAAUAUCAGAUGGACUUUGGUCUUAAUUGCCUCUCGCUGAAGAAGAAGAAGAAGAAGAAUAGUUUUGACCUGUGGAGAUGAUAUUUUUUUAAAGAUAUAGGAAAUCAAAUACUUUUAGCAACGCUUAGUGAAUAAAAAUGAUGCUUUUUGCAGCUUGAUUUCUGUCAGACUUUAAUGUUGUGGUGGACAUUUGUUUCAACACUGUUUGAUUUUAAUAAACAGUGUAAAAUAUUGAAAGCAAACCUUGGGCCUGAAGCCCCAUAAGGAAACACAUAUAAAAGAAGCAACAAAGACAUUAACUUUGGUAUCACAUCCACAGCUUCUUUUCUGUUCUCCUUGUGGACUUUCCCUACAGAGUAGACACUAGUAUAAAAGCCAUUAAAAGCUUCUAUCCAGAUUUGAAAAAAACAAAAAACAAAAAAAAUCUACGAUGCAGUAGGUUACUGGACAGCACAGAAUGUUAUAAAAGAGCGUGCACACUCAACACUACAAGGACUUGUUGAAUAUGUCACCAACGUGUUGUGAUUGUUGCUCUUUUGAGUGUCUUUGUUAACAAUGUUUCAGUGUAAUAUCAAGAGUUUUCUUUCCUGUAGAAAGUGUAUUUUUCUCGCCAUCUCUGCUCAUGAUUUUUGUCCAUUAGCAGCACAUUACGUGACAAAAAAAUACAAGUACUGAAAAUGCUUUGUUUAAAUGGUGAAUGGCCUUUUGUGAGCACCAUAUGUGCUUUUGCUUGUGGACAAUAUGAACUUUUUGUCAGCUUUCGCAGAACUAACAGCAGCUCACUAGCAGCACAGACAAUGAGGGACACAUGAGACAAAGAAAAAAAAAUUUGUUUGCUAUCGUUGUUUUAAAGUCACCUUCAUGUGCGGUAUCCAUUUAACUUUUGCACCUUUCUGCCCUGUGAAUGUCCUUUUUGCACCCAAUAAAAGAAAAAAGUGAACAAGUUCCAGAGGUGUGACAAUUAAAGCAACAGUGUGACAGAAUAACUGAACAGCUGUUUGAACAGUUGACAGAUGUUUUAUUAAAAUAUCAUUGCACAGCAUUAGUGAUGAAGUCUAGAGUGGAGUGUAACCCUGCAAAGGUCAUGCACCAUUCUUCGCUGAAACACAGUUUCUUAAUAAGGAAAGGAUUCACAAAGCUCACUAUUUAACUGUAGCAUUUUCUGUCCCAUUAAUUCAAAUGGAGAUACAGGUGUUUGUCCAGCCAGCAGACGUAUCAUCAGUGCGACCAGCCAUAAUACGCACGGGAAGGAUACGUCCUCUCAUCUGGGCAAUGUAAUGUUGUCAACAGUGGAGAAAUCCUUGGGAUUGGCAGACGUCCAGGUGGAAAUGAAAAAAUCUGCCCAUGCGGAUUAUAGGAGCUGCUACAAUGUAGGACACUGUGAGCGGUCUUCAUUCUCCUCCAUGCUGUGUGCUGCUGGUGCUGCCAGUGUGUUGGUGGUGAUGCACCCUGGAGUGGGGGGUGGGGGGAUGGGGCUCCUGUUUUUUUUAACAGAACAACAAUGUGAGACUAACAAUUUGAAAUGCGUAUGUGUGAUUUUUUUUUUUUUUUUUUUUUAGCAUAUUCUACAUCUCAGAUUUUCAUUGCAUUGCUACUGUAACACUGCACAUCAAAUGUUCUCAAGUGCAAAUUAAUUAUUAAAGAAAACAUUCCAACUUUGAAUAAAUGAUAAAUACAUUAGUUUGUGUAACACAUGCAUUGUAGAAUCCUUUCAGAAGUUUGACAAAAACAUUGACGAGAAAUAGAAUUUCUGAUUUUUAUUUCUUGGUACAAUACAGCUCUUAACUGUUAUUUCCUCUGUCACUGCUGCUGCUAAGCUAACGCAAGGAAAGGAACUGCAUGAGCAGCCUGUGUUUGAGUCCCAGACCGUUUCAACCUCCAUCAUAUUAUUAAUGCAGAGGAACAGGCCCACGUGUUGGGAGAAGAGGGGGUUGUCUGUCGGCUUGUGAUGGGCAGUGACAGGAACCAAACAAAAAAUGUUUGUACCAGGGCUUAUGAUGAACUGAUGGCUGCUGUCACAUCAUACCUCCUGUUUUAAUUGCCACCAUUCUCCCUCAGGUUAGCUGCAUGUGUGUGUAAGACAAAUUAUCUUUCAGGAGGUGUCGCACAGCGCUAAUGAAAUCUAACUGAGAGGGGAAUUGAGCUGAAAAGCAUCAUCUUUGAAUGUUACAGAUAUCAUCUGUCUCUCUGACAGUGGUAUGAUUCAACAGGAUAAACAAUGUGCGUGUUUGUGUGUCAGUGCGUGUGGGUGUGUGACAGAAAGCAGCACUUUGGUGGCGUAUUGGGUCUGAGGAGUAGAUUUGCUCCAGUUAUUGAGUUUUUCUCCCACUGUGGUAAAGUUUGAAAGGGAGAUUUGCCAACCUUGGAGGGAUUUUUGAAGAAAAGAUCUGAGCAGCUGCUGCAGAUGUAAUGAUAACAGUACAUCACUAAAAACAAAUUACCUAUUCAGUGGUGUUGCCAGCUUGUCCCUUUAUCCAUUACACAUGACUGGACAGAGUGACAGUGAAUAAUCAUUUUGCACAUCUUUAUUAAAGCUCCCUGCCACAUCCACACGCCCUCUUCUCAGUGCUCUGAAUCAUCCUGGCUUUCCCGACAUCGCCCAAGGUUGCUUUAAAGUGUGUGAGAAGCUCAUAAUUAAAAUCAAAUCACACUGAGAGUAUUUGAUUGUCACUGGAUACACGCAUGGAUCUGCAGGGGGUGGAGGAGAUGGGUGUGCAGCAGAGAGGGGAGGGGUAGUGGAAUUAAAGUGCUAUUCUGCUCCCAGCGCCCUCUCUCUCGUACACAGAGUCCCCAUGGAGCCCCAAAAGAACGAGCACUGUAAAGACUGAGAGAAAAGCAAGUUUCAGGAUUGAGACCAGAGAAGUCCUUUGGCUUGGUAAUUAAAGCCUGAUGGAAGAGAAGCCUGUGCAGAAGGCAAGGCUCCCGGAGGCAUUUGAAAACUGCUGUUUUCUUGGAUGUCACUGACUAUUAGUGAGACCCACAAACCCCCUUCAGCCUGUAUCACUGCCUUUAUGAAAUUAUGCAUCAAAAAUGUUAUAUUCUGUUCCCAUCUUUGGUUCUGUCUGGCAGCCAUUUUUAAAUUAAGCACAGAAGCGCUGUCACUUUUCAGCCUCAUUUUGGUUCUGCAAGACAAUAUGUUGCCUUCUCUGACUGAAAUAUGAUUAGAUUAUCAUUAGUAUUAUUUACUUAGUUUACACAGCUGAUCUUUAGGGGAAAGGUGAAAUAUCUCUCUACUAUCUUUUCACGCAGUUUUACUUAUUUAUGCUCAGUAGGCCGAGGAGAGCAACUUAAACGUUGUUUUGGGGGAAUGGUAAUAGAAAGAGUGAAGACAGAGAUGACGUGAGGGGAGGGAAGAAACAAAUUAAUCAGCACAGGAGAGGAAACAGCUGCUGUAUGACAGUUUGUAAUGCCACCUCUCUGAGGAUCAAAGAGCCUGUGGAUGCUAGAUGAAGAUAUUCAUUCACUUUUACUCUGUUAAGCAUUGCACAGUAUUUUCAAGAAGUAGUAGAAAAUCAUAAAUCUGACACUUCUUCAUGCUGAAAUUACAAAGGUCCAUAGAUUCACUGUCAGAAUAUUAAGUGUUUAACCUGAGCACAGUCUAUUCUAAGUGUCUUGUCUAAUCUCACACUUUGUACUCUAUUUCUGAGGAUGAUCAAAUGUAUUCCUACAGGGAUCAUUUACAUUUAUAACAAUAGCCAGGAUUUCUGCAGAAGAAACUUUAAUAAUAAAUCUGGAAGAUAGGCUGCAAUCUGUAAUUUUCUGGCUACAAAGACGGGAGCCUAAAUCUCUCCCACAAUCUCUUUAAAUCAUGCUUUCUAGCACCUGUGUGGACUGCAAAUUUAAAACCACAGCCCUUGACUGUCUGUCUUGCAACAAGCAGUAAAGCUCUGCAGCUACAAAUCUCUCAUUGUGCUUCACUGAAGGUGCGCCAUUAUUUUCUC
Lates calcarifer (barramundi perch) is the source of this 6947-nucleotide messenger RNA. It is a transcript of the gene nptx2a, whose product is annotated as neuronal pentraxin 2a. The transcript is spliced from 5 exons. Lineage: Eukaryota; Metazoa; Chordata; Actinopteri; Centropomidae. Bases 478 to 1827 code for a protein of 449 amino acids. The record is from RefSeq and is a predicted model, not a curated record.